Gallus gallus (chicken) is the source of this 5073-nucleotide messenger RNA. RefSeq names its product WD repeat domain 59 (gene WDR59). The record is from RefSeq and is a predicted model, not a curated record. The coding region runs from base 920 to 3904 and encodes 994 amino acids. Gene Ontology annotation, molecular function: protein binding. Lineage: Eukaryota; Metazoa; Chordata; Aves; Galliformes; Phasianidae. The transcript has 27 exons.
GGGGCGUUGCUGGGGCGGCUUAAGAUGGCGGCGCGCUGGAGCAGCGAGAAUGUGGUGGUGGAGUUCCGCGACGCCCAGGUCGGGCCCCGAGGAGCAGCGCGAGCUCCCGCCCCGCCGGGCCCUGGGGCCGUCCCGCGCGAUCUGCGCCUGGCGGCUGUGGGGCUGGGGCCGGGCUGACGGGCUGUGGGCGCGGGGCUGCCGAGGAGGGCCCGAUCUGGGCCUGUUCGCUCUGCCCCCCCCUCCGAGAACGCAGAGGCUGGGGUGCAGCGCUCUGACCCGGGGUGCAGAGAUAAGGAACGUCCUCACGGGGUUUUGAGUGUUUUUGUCCUUGGUUCUGCUCAUGGGGAAACAUGUUAAUUCCUGAGGCGCUUUAUUUUCAGUAUUGAUUCUAAGCGUGUCAGCUUUUUCCAGCUCUGUUGGCAGGCCUAAUAGGAGACGUUCCUGCUUCCCACACCCCUCUCUUUCACUCCUCCUCUGAGACUACUGCAGCUCCUUUGCUGGCUGCAAUAGAGUUGCUGGGUGUAGUGUGGUCAGCAGGAAGAGCAGGUUAGGGUUUAAAUAGCAGAGGGGUCAGCUCUUGCUUUGUGUUUGCAGGUUGUAGCAGAGCUCCCUUCAGGCUCUGCUUGUGUGCUCUCUUAGAAGCUGUUCUGUGGAAAAGCAUUUUGUCGUGGCAUUGCCAUUUCUCUCACAGAGCUGAGUCUGGUGGGUGAGCCCAAGAAACCCAGAAAACAAAAAAUAGGUCUGCGGUCAUCUUCCAUUCAUCCUCAUAUCCUACAUAAGUGCCAGCUCUGUGCCCACCAUUCCCCGCCCAGCUCCUACAUCCUGCAUGUUGUACCUAGCCUACCCUCUGUAAGCCAACAGAGCUUGUCAGCUCUGCACUGAAAAGCUCGGUGUGGGUUUUGCUUUCCUCCUGGAUGAAAUGUGUAAAGCUGUCCUGUCUGUUGGUGAGGAUUUGCUCUCAGGAAGCUCAGAUAUGAAGGCAACUGCUAUGUCAGUGGACUGCCUGGGACAGCAUGCAGUACUCUCAGGCCGCCGUUUCCUCUACAUAGUCAAUCUGGAUGCACCGAACGAGGGCCAUCGAAAGAUCUCCCGGCAGAGCAAGUGGGACAUCGGGGCGGUGCAGUGGAACCCGCACGACAGCUAUGCGUACUAUUUUGCAGCUUCGAGCAACCAGCGAGUUGACCUGUAUAAGUGGAAGGAAGGUAACGGGGAAGUUUGCACAUCGUUGCAAGGACACACACGUGUGAUCAGUGACUUGGACUGGUCAGUGUUUGAACCAGACCUGCUGGUCACCAGUUCUGUUGACACAUACAUCUACAUCUGGGACAUCAAAGACACCAGGAAGCCUACAGUCUCACUCUCUGCAGUGGCUGGAGCUUCCCAGGUCAAAUGGAACAAGAAGAAUGCCAACUGUUUAGCAACAAGCCAUGAUGGGGAUGUCCGAAUAUGGGACAAAAGGAAACCCAGCACCGCAGUAGAAUACUUAGCAGCUCAUCUCUCUAAAAUCCAUGGCCUGGAUUGGCAUCCUGACAACGAGUACACACUGGCCACUUCCAGCCAGGACAACUCUGUCAGGUUCUGGGAUUACCGUCAGCCUCGGAAAUACCUCAAUAUCCUUCCCUGCCAGGUUCCUGUCUGGAAGGCGAGAUACACGCCUUUCAGCAAUGGGCUGGUGACAGUGAUGGUUCCGCAGCUCCGACGAGAGAACAGCCUACUUCUCUGGAAUGUCUUUGACUUGAACACACCUGUUCAUACUUUUGUGGGACAUGAUGACGUGGUGCUGGAGUUUCAGUGGAGGAAACAGAAAGAAGGUUCUAAGGACUACCAGCUGGUUACAUGGUCCCGUGAUCAGACUCUGCGGAUGUGGCGGAUUGACUCUCAGCUGCAGAGGCUGUGUGCUAAUGAUAUCCUGGAUGGAGUUGAUGACCUCAUUGAUGGGAUUUCUCUUCUGCCCGAGCCAGACAAGGCCCUUCAACCCCAGGACUCCGAGCCCCAACAUAGCUCUGGACAUGGGGAUGAGGAAGCCUUAAAAGAAGACUUCCUGAAUGACCUCCUGGUGGGAAAGAAAACAGACCAACUGGGGCUGCCUCAAACACUGCAGCAGGAGUUCUCGCUGAUCAACGUGCAGAUCCGAAAUGUCAACGUGGAGAUGGAUGCAGUGAACCGUAGCUGCACAGUGUCAGUGCACUGUGGCAACCAUCGAGUCAGGAUGCUGGUGAUGUUCCCUGUCCAAUAUCCCAAUAAUGCUGCACCAUCCUUCCAGUUCAUCAACCCAACCUCCAUCACUGCCUCCAUGAAGGCCAAGCUGCUGAAGAUACUGAAAGACACUUCUCUGCAGAAAGUGAAGCGGAACCAGAGCUGCCUGGAGCCCUGCCUGCGUCAGCUUGUCUCCUGGCUGGAGUCUGUCGUGAACCAAGAGGACAGCACGUCCAGCAACCCCUAUGCUCUACCCAACUCCGUGACAACCCCCCUGCCCACCUUUGCCCGUGUCUCCAAUGCCUAUGGCUCCUACCAGGACUCUAACAUCCCAUUUCCACGGACCUCUGGAGCCCGGUUCUGUGGUGCAGGGUACCUGGUGUAUUUCACGAGACCCAUGACUAUGCACCGUGCAGUGUCCCCAACGGAGCCCACGCCCCGGUCCCUGUCAGCUUUAUCAGCAUACCAUAGUGGCCUCAUUACUCCGAUGAAGAUCCGUACAGAGACUCCAGGCAAUCUGCGUUUGUACAGUGGGAGUCCUACGCGCAGUGAGAAGGAGCAGGUCUCCAUUAGCUCCUUCUACUACAAAGAGAGGAUGUCUCCUCGCUCUGCCCGGCGACGUUGGUCCAUACAAGCAAUUAACGACUUCCCGAAAUCAAGGAGGUGGAAAAGCAAACGGGAAGGGACAGAUGCCAACAAUCGACCCAUCAAAGCUGCUGGGAAAGUUAUUAUACAAGAUAUUUCCUGCUUGCUGCCUGUGCACAAGCUGCUGGGAGAGCUCUACAUAUUGAAUGUGAAUAAUAUCCAGGAGACUUGCCAGAAGAAUGCUGCCUCAGCCAUGGCUGUUGGACGGAGGGAUCUUGUACAGGUUUGGUCACUGGCCAUGGUAGCCACUGAUCUUUGUCUUGGACCAAAGUCUGACCCAGAUUUGGAGAUACCUUGGGCACAGCAUCCAUUUGGACGUCAAUUACUGGAGUCCUUGCUGGCUCAUUACUCGCAGCUCCACGAUGUGCAGACCCUGGCCAUGCUGUGCAGUGUGUUUGAAGCCCAGUCCAGGUUACAGGGGUGCCCAAACUCCUAUGGCCCCUUUCCUCAGCGUGCCUCCAACCUGGCCUCCCACAGCCGAUAUCCCAGCUUUACUUCCUCUGGUUCCUGUUCCAGCAUGUCGGAUCCUGGACUUGGCACUGGGGGCUGGAGCAUAGCAAACAAGGACACUGAGCAGACCUCCACUCCCUGGUGUGAGUCUUCUCCGGAUGAGUUCCGCUACAGCAACCUGAUGUAUCCCGAUCAUCGGGAGCGCGAGAAGGACCAGCACGAGAAGAACAAGAGGCUCCUGGAUCCUGCCAACACUCAGCAGUUUGAUGACUUUAAGAAGUGCUAUGGUGAAAUCCUCUAUCGCUGGGGUCUGCGAGAGAAGCGAGCUGAGGUACUGAAGUUUGUCUCCAGUCCUCCUGAUCCCCACAAAGGAAUUGAGUUUGGUGUGUACUGCAGCCACUGCCGCAGCGAGGCACGGGGCACCCAGUGCGCCAUCUGCAAGGGCUUCACCUUCCAGUGUGCCAUCUGCCACGUGGCCGUACGGGGCUCCUCCAACUUCUGCCUGACGUGUGGGCACGGUGGCCACACCAGCCACAUGAUGGAGUGGUUUCGCACACAGGAGGUGUGCCCCACGGGCUGCGGGUGCCACUGCCUGCUCGAGAGCACCUUCUGAACAGCGUGAGAGCAGAGCGCCCUGGGAAUGGGAUUUGGGAUGGAAUUCCCAAGCCACGUUGACUCAACUCUGCAGCGUCUGGACGAGCUGUGCAGGGAGCCAGUGCAGGACUUCUGGUGGUGUGCUGAUGCUUCUGAGUGCUUCCAGUGUCCCUGUGCUUCCCAGGUUGCUUUCAGAGCACUUGGACCAAACUUGAGUGCGUCCAUUGCUGGCGAUGGAUGCCACACCACAAAGCUCACGCUCGUUCUGCAGGAGUGUAAAUAUUGGCUAGUCUCUGGCAGGCUGAGGAAGGGUUUCAGAGUUCCUUUGGAAAGCACUUGAGUGGCAGAGCCAGACUUGCUCCAGAUGCGUGGUGUCUUUCCAGGUGCCUCUGGAUGGGCCCCAGCGUGAGCCGGGCAGAGCCUUCUUCACACACUUGAGGCAGAAAUAAUUUGCGAGCAGCAGAGAGCUCUGCAGGCUCACUGUCAUCUGUGCUCAAUGAGUGGCUGUGCUCCAAGUCACUUUCUGAACCAACAGGGUCCUUAUUUUUGAACUGCUGUUUACAUUGCUGAGGUUAUCCCAUAAAGCAAGAGUGAAAUGACGUUUUUCAGCAUUAUUUCCUAAAUAGCUUCCUCCCACUGCUCCGUAUCAGCGCCUGGUGUGAAAAGCCCAGCCACACAACCACAGCCACUAGGAUUAGUUUUCUUCUUCCAGGAGUUUAUUGCUCUUCAGUAAGUGUCUCUGUGCUCUGCUCUGGGUGAUUCAGUGCACUUUAACUUGCCUGUCCCUGCCUUGCUGGCAGCUCGUCCUCAGGGCUGGGAGAGGCAGCUGCCUUUCUGUUUGGGAUCCACAGCAGGUUUCGAGGACUGCAGGUCUCCCCUCAUCUGCGGGGGGCAAUGCACAAAGCCUUGGCUUUUUUGGGGGGAAGAGAUGAGGAGAACACAUGCUCUGUGCAGGGGGAAACUGAUGAGUAAUUUGGGAUGAUUUCAAGGGGAAAAGGGGUUCGGAAAAGUGGUGGGGAUGACAGAGGCAACAGGUUUGUGCCUUCCAUUUGAGAAUGUCCUGGAUGGAUCCCUCUCCUUGGGGCUGUGCCUGCUGCCUGGCCUGUGCCUGUGAUAACUCAGGCUGUGGGCUCCUGCUGUGGAACGGGCAGAUGUCUCUUAAAUAUUAAAGUUAUUUUUUGAAGUGUG